Prosopis cineraria is the source of this 970-nucleotide messenger RNA. RefSeq names its product ADP-ribosylation factor 1. Gene Ontology annotation, biological process: intracellular protein transport; vesicle-mediated transport. Gene Ontology annotation, cellular component: cytoplasm. The coding region runs from base 183 to 728 and encodes 181 amino acids. Gene Ontology annotation, molecular function: GTP binding; GTPase activity. NCBI's taxonomy places the organism in Eukaryota, Viridiplantae, Streptophyta, Magnoliopsida, Fabales, Fabaceae. The transcript has 7 exons. The record is from RefSeq and is a predicted model, not a curated record.
UUCCGUAGUUUUACUAGAUUUUAUGGACAAUUCACUUCCUUUGUUAUAAAAUCCCCUCGCAUUCGCAUUGCUCCAAAGCGUGGUUCAGCCCUCGCGUGUCUCUCUCGCUUUCUGCGAUUCGAUUUAUUUUACUAGAUCCUUCAGCCGCACAUCUCUCUAGGGGUCCGUUGUUUGAAGGAGAAAUGGGACUGACAUUCACGAAGCUUUUCAGUCGGCUCUUUGCCAAAAAGGAGAUGCGAAUUCUCAUGGUGGGUCUUGAUGCUGCUGGUAAGACCACCAUCUUGUAUAAGCUCAAGCUUGGAGAGAUCGUAACUACAAUUCCUACCAUUGGGUUUAAUGUGGAGACUGUUGAAUACAAGAAUAUUAGCUUCACUGUUUGGGAUGUUGGUGGUCAGGAUAAGAUUCGCCCCUUGUGGAGGCAUUACUUCCAGAAUACACAGGGCCUUAUAUUUGUCGUGGACAGCAAUGACAGGGACAGAGUUGUUGAAGCAAGAGAUGAGUUGCACAGAAUGUUGAAUGAGGAUGAACUCAGAGAUGCAGUAUUACUUGUAUUUGCCAACAAACAAGAUCUUCCCAAUGCAAUGAAUGCUGCUGAGAUCACUGAUAAGCUGGGCCUCCACUCUCUCAGGCAGAGACACUGGUAUAUCCAGAGCACCUGUGCAACUUCUGGGGAAGGCCUUUAUGAGGGUUUGGAUUGGCUUUCCAACAAUAUUGCCACCAAGGCUUGAUGCUCUUUCGGAGUCAUGUGGGAGUAAUUCUGGAUGCAGGGGUGAAUAUUAUCUAGGUUUUUAUUUUUCUUGUUCUAUUAAAAAAAAAAAAAGGGAAUCAUUGAGAGAUAAAUUUGGUUGUGUUUAUCUUCUGCUGUGUAGUAGGACUCGAGCUAUAGUAGAAAUGUUUUGAUGGGGAUAUGUAAGACCAGAGCUUUAUACUGGUGUUUGGCUGCAAUGUUUAUAACUGUCAUGGAAACUAA